AUGCCGUCUCAAGCGGAUCUAGAACGUCAAAUCGAACAUCUUAUGGAGUGCAAGCCUUUGACAGAAUUGGAAGUGAAGGCUCUCUGCGAUCAAGCGAGAGCCAUUCUGGUGGAAGAGUGGAACGUGCAGCCGGUGAAGUGUCCUGUCACGGUUUGCGGUGAUAUUCAUGGCCAGUUUUACGAUCUCAUCGAGUUGUUUCGGAUAGGAGGGAAUGCUCCCCAUACUAACUACCUUUUUAUGGGUGAUUAUGUAGAUCGUGGAUACUAUUCUGUGGAGACUGUUACACUUCUCGUGGCCUUGAAAGUUCGUUACAGGGAUAGAAUUACAAUUCUCAGGGGAAACCAUGAAACCCGUCAAAUUACUCAAGUGUAUGGCUUCUACGAUGAAUGCUUGAGAAAAUACGGAAAUGCCAAUGUUUGGAAAUUUUUUACCGACUUGUUUGAUUACUUACCUCUGACUGCCCUCAUUGAGAGUCAGGUUUUCUGCUUGCAUGGAGGUCUCUCACCUUCUUUGGACACACUGGACAAUAUCAGAGCAUUGGAUCGUAUACAUGAGGUUCCACAUGAAGGGCCAAUGUGUGAUCUCUUAUGGUCUGAUCCCGAUGAUCGUUGUGGAUGGGGAAUAUCUCCACGUGGUGCUGGAUACACAUUUGGGCAGGAUAUAGCUUCACAGUUCAAUCAUACCAAUGGUCUCUCACUGAUAUCUAGAGCUCACCAGCUUGUUAUGGAAGGAUACAAUUGGGCUCAGGAGAAGAAUGUGGUCACUGUAUUUAGUGCUCCAAAUUACUGUUACCGGUGUGGGAAUAUGGCUGCCAUACUGGAAAUCGGAGAGAACAUGGAUCAGAAUUUUCUUCAGUUUGAUCCAGCUCCCAGGCAAAUUGAGCCUGACACUACACGCAAAACUCCAGAUUAUUUUUUGUAA
Lathyrus sativus (Indian pea) is the source of this 921-nucleotide messenger RNA. The record is from the annotation of a GenBank genome assembly. Lineage: Eukaryota; Viridiplantae; Streptophyta; Magnoliopsida; Fabales; Fabaceae.